GCAGCAGAGAAGGAAGGCGCUUCAGCUGAUGCAGGGAAAUCUGCCGCCUCUGAUAAAGAGGGGAAUCAGGUGGCGCCUGCUCAUGAUCACUUUGACGUGGUGGCUGAGAGCUGGGAGGAUGGACCCUACAUGUUCAUCAUGCACAUCAAAGAAAUCAAAGACAAGAGCCGAACCUCCGAAGCCAAACCCACCGCACCCUGGAGUCUACAGCUGCAGAUCAGCAUGAAGGGUCCUCAUGACUACAUAUCAGCCUCUGAGUGGCCUAUGAUGAUGUUCUACAUGGUGAUGUGUAUUGUGUACGUGCUGCUGGCCGUGUUGUGGCUGGUGCUGUCUGCGUGCUACUGGAGGGAUCUGCUCAGAAUCCAGUUCUGGAUCGGGGGAGUCAUCUUCCUGGGCAUGUUGGAGAAAGCCGUUUACUAUGCUGAGUUCCAGAGCAUCAGAUACGACGGCCUGUCAGUCCAGGGGGCCGUGGUGUUCGCUGAGGUGCUCUCUGCGGUGAAGAGGACUCUGGCCCGGGUGCUGGUGAUCAUUGCCAGUCUGGGAUACGGCAUCGUCAAGCCCAGACUCGGCGCGCUGCUCCAUAGAGUGGUCGGAGUCGGUCUGCUCUACUUGAUCUUCUCCAUCGUCGAGGGCAUCCUACGAGUCAACGCUGCCGAAGAUGAUGUAGUUCUCCUGGCUGCUAUUCCUCUGGCUGUGCUCGACUCUACCCUCUGCUGGUGGAUCUUUGUGAGUCUGGCUCAGACAAUGAAGCUGCUGAGGCUGAGGAGGAACGUGGUGAAGCUCUCUCUCUACAGACACUUCACCAACACGCUCAUCUUCGCCGUCAUAGCAUCUGUCAUCUUCAUCAUUUGGACCUACAAGACCUUCAAGAUGUCUAAAUGUCUGUCUGACUGGAGGGAGCUGUGGAUAGAUGACGCGUUCUGGCGCUUCUUGUUUUCGAUUAUCCUAUUGGUCAUUAUGUUCCUAUGGCGACCGUCAGCCAAUAACCAGAGGUAUGCCUUCAGUCCUCUGCUUGAUGAAGAGAGUGAGGAGGAGGAGAAGGAGCCCAUGAUGAAUGAGGCUUUCGAGGGGAUGAAAAUGAGGGGCAUGAAAAAUGAGGCCAAUGGGAAUGCCAAAGCCAACAAAGUGGAUGAGGAUCUGAAAUGGGUGGAAGAGAACAUCCCUACAUCGAUGGCAGAUGUCGCUCUGCCCCCGCUGCUGGACUCUGAUGAGGAAACCAUGACGACUAAGUUUGAGAUGUCCAAGAUGGAGUGACACAGAAGAGGAGACAGACGAAUGGAGGGAAGAUGGAGCAGUGUUUAAAACACACAAGUCUGGUAAACAGACGGAGAAAUGAUACAGAU
Messenger RNA from Plectropomus leopardus (leopard coralgrouper), 1343 nucleotides. The record is from RefSeq and is a predicted model, not a curated record. NCBI's taxonomy places the organism in Eukaryota, Metazoa, Chordata, Actinopteri, Perciformes, Serranidae.